AUGAAACCAACUAAAAAGAAUGAUGUCGGUAAUACUGCUUUACAAAAAUCAGAACACGAUAUAUUUGCACCAAAGUCACCAUCAAAGACAUCUUUCUUUGGCAGACAGUUGUUUGGUGGAAGUGGUGCUGUCGGUGGCUCUGGAAUGAGUGGACUCUCCACCUCACCGAGAAUCUCAUCGCAACUUGCCAUCAGCAGUGCUAUCAACUUCCCAAGUGAAGCGAUGACCCCAACAACAACGACAACAACCACCAAUACCAAUGCUAAUGCUAAUAACAGUAAUACAGGAAGAUUAGUAUUUGGUAGUGGAUACAGUGGUACUGCCAGUAGUGUUGGUAGCGGUGGUAAUACAACAUAUCAACAACAACAACAACAACCAGUAACACCACCUUCAUUUACAUUAACACCACCGACACCAUCCUCUUCAUAUACAUCAUCUUCACAUCAUUCCUAUUCAUCACCAAAUCAUAAUAAUAAUUAUCCGACGACUACAACAACAACAACUACUACUACAACUACAACAACUACUUCUUCACAACAACAACAACAACAACAACAACAACAAUCGACUCCUACAAAUAUAAAUAUAAAUGACAAUAGUAAUAAUAGCAAUAGUAAUAGUAAUACAAAUUAUUCACAUUCACCAUUUAGAAAUUCACCACCUUUGAUAUCGGCAUUCCACGAUCUUAGAAGAUAUGAUAGAGAGAAUGAGGAUGUCAUUAAUAAGAUGUUGGAGAGAGAGUUGAUGGAGCAAGAGGAUCGUGAGAUGGCCAGAAAGAUGCAAGAGGAACUAGCAAGAAAUUUCGAGCAAUCCACACACAUCUAUCAGGAGGAAGAGGAAGAGGAGAUCGACAUGUCCUACGAAGCACUCUCGAAACUGGAACCAGUCAAACUCGGUGCAACCGAAUCACAAAAGAAGAAAAUCAAACAAGUCAAAUAUAAACAUAAACAUAAUAAUGAUGCUGACGAACAUAGAUGCACCAUUUGUCUGGAGGAUUUCGAAGAGAAUAUAAUUGUAAAAGAACUGGCUGGUUGUGACCAUCAAUUCCAUCCGGAUUGUAUUGAUAGAUGGUUGACUGAACACAAGAAAUGUCCAUACUGUAGAUUAGAAUUACCAUCAUAA
Messenger RNA from Heterostelium album PN500, 1122 nucleotides. RefSeq lists its product as uncharacterized. The coding region runs from base 1 to 1122 and encodes 373 amino acids. Gene Ontology annotation, molecular function: ubiquitin protein ligase activity. Lineage: Eukaryota; Evosea; Eumycetozoa; Acytosteliales; Acytosteliaceae. The record is from RefSeq and is a predicted model, not a curated record. The transcript has 2 exons.